UUAAUUGAAGCUGAAACUUUUUUAAAUAAUCAUUCCGUUAUUAAAGAAGCAUUCCGUCAAUUUUCAUCAAGUCCCGAUGGCUAGCUACGUUGAAAACAUCUACAUCUCAGCGACUUGUUGUCUUUGCUUUUUCUUGGUGUUGAAGGCAUGGAAAAAAAGACAUCUUUACUACUGGGCUUUUAAAGUAAAGGGACCUACCCCUUUCCCCAUAGUUGGAAGUUCGUAUGUCCUUUUCGGCCACACUCAAAACAUUUUGAACACUUUUAUGCGUCUAAAAAUCAAAUAUGGGCGUUUUUACAAACUCUGGAUGGGCUCUGAACUAUACUUCGUGGCUACAAAGCCUGAACACGUCAAACUAAUUCUCAAUAGCUGUUCCGAAAAAAUGUUGACUAUGAAGUUCUUGAAUCCGGUUUUCGGAAAAGGACUUCUUACUUUACCAGUUUCCGAGUGGAGGAUGCACCGAAAGUUCUUAGGAGGAACCCUAAACCAGCAAAUUUUAAACUCAUACGUCGACACUUUUGCUACUUACUCAAAAAUCUUGGUCAAAAAACUCGAAGAAAGUCUCGACAAGGGUUUCAUUGAUACGUUUCCAAUCUUUGCGCUGUGCAUGACGGAUAUUCUUUGUGGUACAACCAUGGGUGCUGAUUUGGAAUGUAUGACGAACAAUGGGCCCGAUUUGAUUCUAUGGACAGCGAGAUUGGGAGAACUUGGUUGUUUGCGCAUAGCCAACAUCUUCCUUUACCCCGAUUUUCUGUGGAACUUGUCGUCUUUUGCAAGAGAAACGAGUGCUAUAUUAGAAGACGUUCACCGCUUGGUGGAUAAAAUCGUCAGUCCUAAAAGACGUGAAAAGUCGUACCUCGACGAGCCAAAUUUUUUGAACCACAUGUUAAAAUUGGAACAAAGUGAACCAACAUGGGACGAACAAAUGACCACUGAAGAAACCCAAGCAAUUUUAAUAGCAGGUGCUGAUGCAACUGCGCUCACACUAGGGUACGUUCUCAUCCUCCUAGCAAUGCACCAGAAGACACAGACUCAAGUAUUCGCAGAACUAGAUUUUGUUUUUGGUGACAGCGAAAGGGACGUCACUGUGGAAGAUUUACAACAUCUACCACUCCUCGAACGUGUCAUUAAAGAAACCUUGAGGCUUUUCCCGGUUGCUCCGAUAGUCGGACGACAUCUUUACGAAGAUCUUGCUAUAGAUGACGUCGUCCUUCCAAAAGGUAGUUCAGUUUAUAUCCCCAUUCUUUGCAUCCAUCGAGACAGUAAAGUGUGGCCUGACCCUCUCAAAUUUGACCCAGACAGGUUUCUACCGAGUGAAACCGUCAAAAGGCAUCCGUUCGCGUUUGUACCCUUUAGUGGUGGUGCUCGAAAAUGUCUAGGACCUAAGUAUGCCAUGAUGUCGUUGAAAACCGUUUUGGCGACAAUUUUAAGACACUACAAAGUCGUUGCAACCAGUUAUAAAGAAAUUUCUGAGAUUGAAAUAAAGGUAGACGUGUCGGCUAGGUGUCUGAAGGGACAAAAUGUUAUACUAGAAAAAAGAUCUUUGUAAAGUCAUAUAUUUACAACAAUUUACAUUCUAAUAUUUAACGCGCCUUCCUACAAACACAAUUAUCCCUUUGUAUUUAAUAUAGAAUAGAAAAGGAUGGUCAGCAACCACGGUGUGCUGCUCAGUA
This is a messenger RNA of Zophobas morio, 1673 nucleotides long. Its product is annotated as cytochrome P450 4C1-like. Lineage: Eukaryota; Metazoa; Arthropoda; Insecta; Coleoptera; Tenebrionidae. The record is from RefSeq and is a predicted model, not a curated record. Bases 77 to 1549 code for a protein of 490 amino acids. Gene Ontology annotation, molecular function: heme binding; oxidoreductase activity, acting on paired donors, with incorporation or reduction of molecular oxygen; monooxygenase activity. The transcript has 7 exons.